AUGACGAUAAAGAGGAAAGGCCGCACGAAGAAUUUAGCUGCAGGGCGACCCCCGACGACUCGGAAACCCAAGUCUAUAUCGAGGAAGGCUACGAAGGCGUUGAUCAACUCUCAUCAUCUCCUAGAGAAAAAGAAAUCACAGGCCAUCGCCAAAGGAGACCGAGCCGCCGAAGCCGCGAUUGACGGUGAGAUCGCUGCCUUGGGUGGAAUCGAGAAGUAUCAACAAGCUAGCCUCCAGGGCCAACGACUCGACCGCGGGGGAGAUAGUUCUCAUGUACUAAUGGAAUGGAUUAAAUCAGAUGGUCCUGUUCCCAGUUCUUCUGCAGGGACUUCUGCAGAGACCCGCUUGAAAAUGCUCGAAGUUGGAGCAUUAAGCACUACGAACAUGUGUUCAAGAAGUAGGCUAUUUGACGUGGAAAGGAUAGACUUGAACAGCCAAACCGAUGGUAUCAUACAACAGGAUUUCAUGAAGAGGCCACUUCCUAAGGAUGAGUCUGAACUAUUCGACAUCAUUAGCCUUUCACUGGUCUUAAAUUUCGUUCCCGACGCCAUAGGACGAGGUGAGAUGCUCCUUCGGACCCUGGAUUUCCUAAAGCAGCCCAACACAGAUUGCUCGUCUGAACUACAUGAUCUAUUCCCGAGUUUAUUUAUGGUUCUACCUGCGCCAUGCGUCACCAACUCGAGAUAUAUGAAUGAGCCUCAUAUGGAAACGAUUAUGAAUACUUUAGGAUAUGUGAAAGCCAAGAGCAAGAUCACCCAGAGGCUCGUAUAUUACCUUUGGAUCCGGAAAUCUCCUGUCCAGUCAUCCUCUGCAACGUUCAAGAAAGUUGAACUUCGAUCUGGCCAUUCUAGGAACAACUUUGCGGUCGUGCUUCGUGGCUCAUCCGGGUGA
Annulohypoxylon maeteangense is the source of this 891-nucleotide messenger RNA. Its product is annotated as putative methyltransferase-domain-containing protein. Bases 1 to 891 code for a protein of 296 amino acids. Gene Ontology annotation, cellular component: nucleolus. The record is from RefSeq and is a predicted model, not a curated record. The transcript is spliced from 2 exons. Gene Ontology annotation, molecular function: rRNA (adenine) methyltransferase activity. Lineage: Eukaryota; Fungi; Ascomycota; Sordariomycetes; Xylariales; Hypoxylaceae.